GGAGGGGCGUCGGGCAGCCCGUCUCCACAGCGGCCCCGCCCCUCCUGCACUCCGGCCCCGUCCCCGCCCCCUGCCCCUUGCUAACGCCUGAGGCAGCAAUAACGUCCCUGUACAAUGACAGAGAGCAAGCCCCAUAGCCGCAAGCAGAUGCUAGAACCAAAUGUCAGAGGCUGUUCAAGGGGACAUGAUCACUCCUCUAUAGAGGCACUGAAGUUUCCUGCACAAGCCACUGUGAGCUUUCACAACAUCUGCUACAAAGUAAAAAUGAAAACUGGGCUUUUAUGUUGGCAGAAAACUGUUGAAAGAGAAAUCUUGAAAGACAUCAAUGGGAUUAUGAGACCUGGGCUUAAUGCAAUAUUGGGACCUACUGGCAGUGGCAAGUCUUCGCUAUUAGAUAUAUUAGCUGCAAGGAAAGAUUCUCAUGGGCUGUCUGGAGACAUUUUGAUAAAUGGAGCUUCCCGGCCUCCCAACUUUAAAUGUAUUUCUGGAUAUGUGAUACAGAAUGAUGUGGUAAUGGGGACCCUGACAGUGAGAGAAAAUUUUGAGUUCUCAGCAGCACUUCGUUUACCGACUUCUGUGCCUGAACAGGAAAAAAAAGAACGAGUUAACCAGAUCAUCCUGGAACUGGGUUUGUCCAAAGUGGCAGAUUCCAAGGUUGGCACCAGUAUAAUUCGUGGCGUCUCAGGGGGAGAAAGAAAAAGGACCAAUAUUGGAAUGGAACUUAUUACUGACCCUGCAGUCUUGUUCUUAGAUGAGCCAACAACAGGACUGGAUGCCAGCACUGCCAAUGCUGUCUUGUUGCUCUUGAAAAGGAUGGCAAGACGAGGGAAAACAAUAGUCUUUUCCAUCCAUCAGCCCCGGUAUUCCAUAUUCAAAUUGUUUGACACCUUGACAUUACUAGCUUCAGGAAGGCUGUUAUAUCAUGGCCCUGCUCAGACAGCUAUGCAGUAUUUCAAAUCUAUUGGUUAUGAGUGUCAGCCAUACAACAAUCCUGCUGAUUUUAUCCUGGAUAUUAUUAAUGGAGACUUAACUGCUGUAACAGUGAGCAGAGCAGACUUUACCAAUAUGGCCAGUUGGUCAGCUGAAGAGACCUAUGAAGAGGUCAGUGGUGAUGACACUAUUGCAAGGGCAUUAGCAGAUCUGUAUUCCAGUUCCUCUUACUACAAAGAAACAAAAGCUGAAUUAGAGAAACUGCCUUUGGAGCAUAAAAUGAUCAGUUCAGAUUUUAAAAAAAUCACAUACAGCACUUCCUUCUUUCACCAGCUCAAGUGGGUGUCCAGACGUACAUUUAAAAACUUGAUAGGAAAUCCACAAAACUCCACAGCCCAGCUAGGUAUAGUAACUGUUCUGGGAAUAAUUAUUGGAGCCAUUUUCGCUGGAGUAAAAAAUGAUGCCAGUGGUAUUCAAAACAGAGUUGGUGCUUUGUUCUUUUUGACCACCAAUCAGUGUAUGAACAGCAUUACUACUAUUGAGCUUUUUGUCACAGAAAAAAAGAUAUUUAUACAUGAAUAUGUCAGUGGGUACUACAGAGUGUCUGCAUAUUUCUUCUCAAAGAUACUGGCUGAUCUAAUACCAAUGAGGACUUUACCAAGCAUCAUUUUCACCUGCAUAAAUUAUUUCAUGAUAGGUUUCAAGCCAACAGCUCAGGCCUUCUUUACUCUGAUGAUUACCCUCAUACUAGUCGCCUACACAGCCAGUUCUAUGGCUCUGGCUAUAGCAACAGGACAAAAUGUUGUGACUGUUGCUAAUCUCCUCAUAAAUAUUUGCUUUGUGUUCAUGAUUAUUUUCUCUGGAUUACUGGUAAAUCUCACAAGUGUUGGACCUUGGCUUUUCUGGCUGCAGUAUUUCAGUAUCCCUCGAUAUGGCCUGACAGCUUUGCAAAUUAACGAAUUUACUGGUCUAAACUUUUGCCACAACAACACAACUGUGGCUGGAGUCAAUCUAAGCUGCCUCAGUCAUAGUCCUUUUACAGUAUGCACUGGAGAAGAGUAUCUGAAAAUACAAGGCAUCGAAGUGACAGCUUGGGGCAUGUGGAAGAAUUACAUGGCUCUUAUAUGCAUGACAUUAAUUUUCCUGACAAUUGCAUAUGUGAAACUCCGCUUCCUGAAGAAAUUAUCUUAACUCCACUGUGUUAAAAAACCUUUAGUAACACUAAAUAUUUUCAGUGGCGUGUAUUUAUUGUGAAAGCUACAAAGAACAUAAUUCAGUAAAGAUUUUAAUUAUUAAAA
Molecule: messenger RNA, 2228 nt
Organism: Gavialis gangeticus (Gharial)
Lineage: Eukaryota; Metazoa; Chordata; Crocodylia; Gavialidae
Product: ATP-binding cassette sub-family G member 2-like
Exons: 16
Coding region: 115-2121 (668 amino acids)
Cellular component (GO): plasma membrane
Molecular function (GO): ATP binding; ABC-type transporter activity; ATP hydrolysis activity
Source: RefSeq, a predicted model, not a curated record